This is a messenger RNA of Cornus florida, 1620 nucleotides long. RefSeq lists its product as uncharacterized. NCBI's taxonomy places the organism in Eukaryota, Viridiplantae, Streptophyta, Magnoliopsida, Cornales, Cornaceae. The transcript has 7 exons. The record is from RefSeq and is a predicted model, not a curated record. The coding region runs from base 177 to 1430 and encodes 417 amino acids.
CCACUCAUAUUUCCGGGUAGUAAAGCUCGGCGAAGAAGCUUUCAGCACGAGUUGUCAAGAAUAUCAUGUUGAGAGCCAGUAAAUGUAUCUUGAUUGAUUAGCACGCACACACACACACACACACACACACACACACCAGGUUCUCUCAAUCUCUACAAAAGUCUAGGAUUUUCACCAUGUGUGAUUGCGUCCCCUCAACUCUCCUCCCUUAUUCAUCCGGCAUCAGGAUUCGAAAUUUAGGGUUUACCAGAUGUAAUCGGAAAACAUCAACUGUACAGACACGAGAGAUUGUUACCCCAUUUUGUCCCCACCUCCCUAAUCUCCACUUUUCAGAUAGCACUUUUAGAAAUGGCUGUGGCAGUUUCAGAUCUAAUGGAGCUAAGAUGAAUUCAUUUGCUCAAAAUUCAAGCGAGUUGGGUUCCGGAGAAUUCGAGUUUUACAACGAAUUAGGGUUUAAGGAGACAGGGAAUGAACCAAUUGAGUUCGAAACUGACCCAAAUGGCAAAGAAACUAAGAAUUCAAAUUGGGAAAAUGGAAUUGAUAUAAGUAAUGGGCCAAAAGUGGAGGGUCGAAGCGACGAUUCAUUGGCUUCGUCAGGUUUGGAUUUUCCUGAAUUGAAGAAUGGGGUGAAGAGUAAGAGAAGUUUGAAGGACGAGGAUUUGGUAAAGAUUGAAGGUUCUGAUGGUGUAAAUUCGAAGUUGGAGGAAUCGGAGAGGCGCAAUGAAGAUUGGGUUUCCAGGAGCGGAAGACAAUUGAUGAGGAGGUCGAACAUGAUUGCAAAGCAAGUGAUCAGUGUACAAUCUGCUCUCUGCUUGGGUUUUGUUUCGCAACUUUGGGUGGACACCAACUCUUGGGUGGUACUGGUUGUAGAGGUGAGGCCACACUUGCUUUCUGGGGAACUAGAAAAAUUUCUUCUAGAUGAUGUUAGCCAGGUUGGAGAUGUUGUGCUCAUCCAGGAUGAGUGUGUGAUGGAAAAUGAGUUUAAAAUGGUUGGACUGGAAACCUUGGUAGGAUACAAUGUUGUAACACCAAAUCGACAAAAUAUUGGAAAGGUGCGAGGAUACACUUUUAACAUUAACUCGGGUGGUGUAGAAUCACUUGAGCUUGACUCGUUUGGAAUAUCCAUCAUUCCAUCAAGUUUGGUUAGCACCUAUGCUUUGUUUGUUGAGGACAUACUGGAAGUUGUAUCAGACACUGUUGUAGUGCAUGAAGCUGCAGCCUCACGCAUACAGAGGCUAACUAAGGGUUUUUGGGAUGCCCAGAAUGUGCGGAACUCCAAAGACAAGUUUGGAGAAUAUUAUGACUUUGAAAGACAAUCUGCCCCUUCUGACCAUGGGCGGAGCAGGCGGAGAAGCUUCACUAGGCAAAAAUUUCGCCCAAAGAGGAGAGAAACCGAGGAUGAUUGGGAGCUUCCUAUGGACUAUUUAUGAUCUGUUUGGAUUUCAUGUUUCCUCCCGUGUAUAUACAUCCACGCAUGAUUUUUAUUUUUUUCUUUCUCAAUUCCCUUUCAUAUUGUAUUUGUAUAUUUCUCAAGCCUUGGAUCCUCUGAUGUAGUGGUACAGUAAUUUGUCAAUAAAAAUAGUCCAGAACUACAUCAAUGGAGUCCCUGGAAAAUUAGAA